GUAAAUUUUGAAAUAUAACUUGUGGUCACGCUGUGCUCAUGAUUUGUUCGAUUGGAUUUUAUUAAUCAUUCAAUUGCGCGUUGCCGAUUUGUUGCAACAGCAUUAGCAACAACAACAAUAAGUGAACACGUCAAAAGCAAAAAAGAAAAAAGUUUUUGGCAGUUCUCGAAAAUACGGCGAAGAAGUAAAUAAGCUUAUCGGAGUCCUGUGCAAUUAACCAUUAAACGGAAAGUAUAAAAAAUGCAGCUACAGGCCAAAUAUUUGCUAUUAUGUCUGUUCGUUGGACUGUUUGCCUCAUAUCGUUGUCAAGCAGCAGGAGGGGAAGGAGCUGCCGCAUCAGCCACCACUGUAACAGUGCCGCCUGCCAAUGACAACACCACAACAACUGAGAAACCGAUUACAACUGUGACGCCGCCGAUAACAACUUCUACACCACCAGAAACAACCACGCCGGCAGCUAAUACAACAACAACUGAGGCCCCAAAAACAACAACGCCUUCAACAACCUCAACUGUGAAACCGGACAACUCUACUACAACAACAACAACUACAACCACAACAACACCAGCUACAACAACAACUCCAGCAUCGAACACGACAACAACAACAACAACAAGCACCACUCCGGCACCACCAUCGACCACUACCGCUAAGCCUGCUCCGGUGCCUUGUGGUCACUUUGAUGGUUCAUCGUUCAUCGGCGGCAUUGUGUUGACGCUGGGAUUGCUGGCCAUCGGUUUGGUGGCCUACAAAUUCUACAAGGCACGCAAUGAGCGCAAUUACCACACUCUUUGAGCCGCCACAGCAUUCACGUCGGCCUUCAAUGCAGCAGCCGGCGGUGGCGGCGUUGGCGGUGGUUUGUCAUCAUCAUCGGCUGGCAACAAUGCCAAUGCCACGGAUGCCGAACGUGUGCGUUUUGUUCAGCCAUCAAUACCGCUGCGAUCGCCGCCAGCACAGCCACCACCACCACCUCCAACGGCUCAACAUUUAGUCGGUCAGGCAUCGCACUCGAAUGUGGCUAAUUCACCAUCGGCCAGAGAUCGGCUGCUGCUGCAUACGUAAUUUAUCUCGGGGGAAAUACACAACAAAUCAACAACAACAACAACAAAUUUAGCUAUCCAAAGAGCCCCGAUUAAUCUCUAUAAAAAAAUCUUCAAAAACAUACUUUAAGACCUUCACUACUCCCACUCUCAACAAAAAAAAAAGAAAACCAUAAAAAAGUAGAAGAAAAAAUACAAACCCCUCUCUCAAGAAGAAAACAAAGUCGGUUCUUCACCUGAAAUCGAAUCGAAAAAGAGUCCGAUGAAUCAGCUGGCUCCGUAUUCUUCCCUUUAUCAGCAAUUAUAUAUAUACUAUAUACAAACACACAUAAAUAUAUACAUAUUAAUAUAUUAAAUAUUAUACACA
Drosophila albomicans is the source of this 1407-nucleotide messenger RNA. Its product is annotated as sialomucin core protein 24. The record is from RefSeq and is a predicted model, not a curated record. Lineage: Eukaryota; Metazoa; Arthropoda; Insecta; Diptera; Drosophilidae. The transcript has 3 exons. Gene Ontology annotation, cellular component: cytoplasmic vesicle.